Brugia malayi is the source of this 882-nucleotide messenger RNA. RefSeq names its product GH25683p, putative (gene Bma-tric-1B.2). Gene Ontology annotation, cellular component: membrane. The transcript is spliced from 7 exons. Bases 1 to 882 code for a protein of 293 amino acids. Gene Ontology annotation, biological process: potassium ion transmembrane transport. Gene Ontology annotation, molecular function: potassium channel activity; identical protein binding. The record is from RefSeq and is a predicted model, not a curated record. Lineage: Eukaryota; Metazoa; Nematoda; Chromadorea; Rhabditida; Onchocercidae.
AUGUCUUUUGUGGAUUAUAUCAGGCUAGAUCAAGAAAUCCUCACAGGUGCCGCUAGUCGUGUGCAACGCCUCAGAAUGUAUCCAUAUUUUGAUUUGGCACAUUAUAUACUUAUGACAAUAUCAGUUCGGGACGAUCUAGGGACUGGAGCAUCACUGUUUUCUCGGAAACAUCCCUUGAGUUGUUGGCUUUCGUCAAUGCUAAUGUGCUUUGCGGGUAGCAUCUCGGCUAAUUUCUUUUUGGGAGAACCAGUGAUCGCACCUUUUAAACGACAUGAUGACAUUUUGCUGGCUACUCUUGUUUGGUAUUUCGUAUUUUAUUCUCCAUUCGAUAUAGUCUAUAAAGUGUCAAAGCUCCUACCGAUCAAAGUUGUUCUGUCCAUAUUGAAAGAAGUUCGAAGGACGUCCAAGGUAGCACAUGGUGUGUUGCAUGCGUCGAAGUUGUACCCAAGUUCUUAUCUCGUGCAUAUUCUGGUAGGAACAGCCAAAGGAGCCGGGUCAGGAAUUUUGCGAACAGUAGAACAGUUGGUGAGAGGUGUAUGGAUACCAGCACAUAACGAAGUACUUCGACCAUCCUUUUCAACCAAAGCUUGUUGCGUUGCAUCGGUGAUUCUCGUAAUUGAAAGGCAUUCCCGAUAUAUCUCUGCUCCUCACGAUAUCAUUUAUUUGGGUAUUGCUGGCUUCUUUGUUUAUUUCAAGUUGAGUGCCAUAUUACUAAACGUUCAGGAUCCUUUCGCACCGUUCGAGAAUCUUUUUUGUGCCGUAUUUAUGGGUGGUAUUUGGGAUGCAAUGUCUCGCGCAAUCAUGGCCAGCCGAGAACGAAGAGCAGUUGGUCAGAAGGCAGAAAAUGGUGCUUUACCUGCAGAACCAAAGAAAGACCAAUGA